GCGGAAGCCACGCGGAUUCUCUCAUCAUAUGUGUCAAUUUCUACUUUAUUUUCUUGUUAUCCGAAUUCUGAUUUUCCCUAAAAAGGUAUGGAGAAUUCCGAACACUCAGAUCGGAAGGAAAUCCGUAGGCCUAUGAAUGCCUUCCUAAUUUUUUGCAAGCGUCAUCGGAGUAUGGUGAGAGAAAAGAACCCACACUUGGACAACCGCAGUGUGACUCGCAUUUUGGGAGAGUUAUGGGCUAAUCUGAAUGACCAGGAGAAGACUGUGUACACAGAUCUAGCAAAACAGUACAAGGAAGCCUUCAUGAAAGCCAACCCUGAUUACAAGUGGCACAAUCCAGAGAAGAUUUGUUCAGUGGCAAUCAAGCCUAUUGUGGUCAAACCUCCAACACUAUUGAGAGGUGCCAAGAAUGUGUUGGACUCGCUGUCUUCAGAUGGCAUCGUCCCUGGAAAAUUGGCAGAUCCAUCCAACAUGGGAGGUCUAAAUCUGCUGUUGAUGGCGGGUGAGCAGUCACUCGCGCCCAAAUCGCAGAGUGGUGAGCAAGAUCCAGCCAUCGCUCCACAGACUGGUGAGCCUGACCGAUUACCCAUGUCAAGUGGUAUCCUUGCAUCGCCGGGUCCAUUUAUCACUUCACCAGGUCAACUCGUCACAUCAGCACGUCCAGCCUUUACAUCACCAGGUCAGGCUGUCACAUCACCAGGUCAACUCAUCACAUCAUCAGGUCAUGGUCAGAUGAAAGAAGAAUCAACAGCAUCACAAGAAAACACAGCACUGUUGGAACUAGCAGAGAUGUGCAGCACACAACUUGUGGAUUCUAGCAAGGUUGUGUCACUCCAAGGUGUAAAACUUGAAAGAGUACCCUCUACAGAAAAUACACAAGUACCAGUGUUGUCCAGCUCUUGUUCCCAGUCACCUAUGACAGGCUCCAGCAACCUGGUUCCUUCCCCAGUGAUCUCCAGUGCAACAACAAAUAGCAGCAAGUCCAGCGCGCACUGUCCAGCAUGCAAAACAUCGUCCAGAUCAGCCAAUCAGCUGCUGUACAGCCUGAUCGCUGAGAAGCCAGAAGUUUGCCUCCUGCCAAAGGAAAACAACAAUGAGGAGCAGAAAGAAAGCAGGCAUGUUCACGAGCCGGAUAAACCUGAUGGUAGCGACCAAGUCAUGAGCUGUGAUAAAGUUGUUGUGAACCACAUCAUAGACCAACUGUUUACGCGCGAUUCCUCAGCCCAAAUUGCCCAGAAACCGUUGGCGUGCGAGAUCAGCGAAAAGCGAAUGAGUCACUCUCAGGUGGAGGCAGUGGUCAAAGAGCGCCUCAAAGCCAUGAGUGCACCACAAAGCAUCGAGGAAUGCAUGACCAAAAUAAUCACUGAAGCAUACGCUACGCAAAUUCAAGGUGACCUUUGCAGGGACAAGCAACGAUGCGAGCAACCUGUUGUUAGUAAGUCUAACUCCGAAAAUUCGUUGAUGAGCCAAAUGCUGCGGACGGGCACAUACCGCACACCAGGGAAAGUGUCUCAGGAAAGUAAGGAGAGUGUAAUGAAGUCACCACCGUCUUUGCACACCAGUUCAGUCUCGGCAGUUGGAACGCGCUUUGUGAAACCAGAUCCAGUGGUCUGGGGAAAGUCGAUGGAAGCCAGGAUGAGGCUGCCCAAAAAACGGCCUUAUCCAGGUGACAUUGACUGCAGUGAUUCUUAUGUUAGUGAUGACGGGCAAAUAUCACCCAUGGUGUCGCCGAACCCCAGUACUGCGGAGUCUGUGCUCUCGCCGGUAUGCAGUGAUACGGCUUCCAGCACAAGUCCUAGAUACGACAACAUACAGUACUCGUCAACGCUUGACUGCUCAGGCAGCAACAAGUGGUCAGAGGUGCUAUCAAAAGACUAUGAUAAAAUGGAAUCAAAUAAUUCCAGAGCCACGAGGAAAUCCAAGCGCCGCAACAGAGGCCAGCGCUACAUGGAACUGAUCAACGAGGGAAUAAUUCAACCUUCGAAAGAGCGACUUGCUGCAAUACGAACCGAGUCUCUCUCCAGUGUGGAUGACAGUGAUGACGAGUGGAAGAUAGAAAUAGGUGAAGAAUCUUCGUGUCAGAAAUCAAGGGGAGAUAAUGACAGAAGUGACUCUGAGCACUCACGGUACAAGUCUGGUGAUUUUGACCUUGAGGCUCACAUAGCCACGCUCCCUCCAUGUUCUAUGGAUUCCUUAAGCAGGAAGAAACGUCGUCAUGCAUCCGGUGGGAAUCAGAAUAACAACAACAACAACAACAGCAGCAGCAGCAUUUGUGGGCACAAAUCCUCAUCUCAGUCAGAGGGUGGAGAUGUUGAGGUUAGCCUGACCCGUCCCCCGCAUGUUAAACUGACUGACAACGGUGUAGAGGAAACAGUCACAGGCAGUCGCAAACGGAAGGCUCGCAAACACAAAAUUACACAUUUAAUAGCGGUACAGCCAGGAUCGGCACCAGCAGCAGAAGUGGGGCCAAGAAAGACAGACAUAGUUGCUGAGGAACAGCCCCAACAACCAUGCCUCCAAAAUCAACCAUUUACUGCAAUAAAAGACGGACCAAGCAUCAAAUCUGAAAAGAGAAUAGAUUUUGAGGAUAACAUCAGCGUAGCCGUCAGGCUGAAAGAUGAAAAUGUUGCGGAGAAUGCGCUAGUGGAAAACAUUUCCUUGGACCCAGUUCCAGCAAAUUUUGGUCGCUCAGUAACAUUGCCGUUUCCACGGACAGCAACAUCCUACAAAAGUAACAUUGUGGUCAAAGAGUGUAAAAAGUUUGAUAUUUAUGAGUUUUCAGAAGACAGUGAAGAACUAGAGAGUUCGCCAUCAUUAGCUCACCAUGGUUACUCAGACAAACCUUUCGGUGUUAGUCCAAGGAAGGUCCAGCACCGAUUGGUUCCUAAACAAGUAGAGUAGACAUUCCGGGCUUAGGCCCCAUCUGACACAGCUUCCUGCUUGACAUUGGGGCCUCCAAAGAUCGUGUAUAGCCCUGUAAGCUAUCUGAGGGGGCUGGUGUGUGUUGUCUCACUGCUCAGUGUAAUCUCCCUCAGGUUUGGUACUUCAGUGUUAGCAGUGCACUCCUUUAUGGAUAAUCUUCAGUGUCAGCAGAAGCUUCUGUGUUGCUUUAUAAACUGUCAGUCAAACUGCUCGAGUGAUUGUGCCCGUCCCCGGGAGAAACUGCACGCAUCCUAAUCAUCAUGGCAGUAUUGUCCCGUGAAAGCAGCUGUUGAACUAUUUAUACAUGAAUCUGUCUGGUUGAAGAAUCUGUCAAUACAACUAUGUCCUGUUCCUGCUGGUUGAUCAAUUAUACAAUCCGAUCAACUGAAGAAGAAUCUGCGACUCCAUGUGUGUUUGGUUCCUGGUCAGCCAGUUAGGUGAAGCUGACUACAUGUAGUGGAAGAUUUUCUCUAAAGAAUCUGUGAAUGCAGACAUGUUUCGUUCCAGCUGGUUAAUUAGUUAUGUGAAUUUGGUCAUCCUCUUUCACGAAACGGACUGGUAGAAGAAUCUACGUCAAGCAGCAAUGUGUCUGGUAUUGACAGUUACGUCAAUCUGACUGGUUGGAGAAUCUGUCCUAGUUCACUACUUUCCCUGCAUAACCACUCUCAUGAACCUGACUGGUUGAAGGAUCCGUCAACCCAGCUGUUCCCUCAGAUAACCAGUUCUGUGACUUGGACUGGUUAAAGUAUCUCUGAAUCCAGUUCUGUGAGUCUGACUGGUUAAAGAAUUUUCUCUGAUUUAACUUGUGCUCUGUUCCUCUGCAACCAGUUCCACGAAUCUUGCUGUUUUCUUAACCAGCUUGUUGUGCAAAGAGUUGCUGUUAUUGUUGCAAUUUUUGAUUCCAUGGGAUCUUGUUGGCUUUGCCAAAAUGUUAGUAAAAAAAGUAAAGAUUCUGGUGUUUUCAUUGUGUGAAUCGAUUUUAUGAAUUCCCCCUGAUGUUAUCAGCAUGUGAUAAAACACACAGCCCAUGAAAUGUGACUGGUUUGCAUAAAUGUGUCUUGAGCAUAUUAAAAAUAUAGACAUUUAUCUAGAAUUUCAAUUGCCAUGGAAAUCAUUUUUCCUUGCAGAGUCAUAAUAAUGAAGAAAAUGCAUUUAUUAAAUGCAUCUCAUCUGUGUAUAAUAUAAUUUUUCUAAAUACAUGUACAUGUAAAAUUUUGUUAAAUGAUGUAUAUUAAAUUGAAAUAUAUUAUUAGGAAGUGCCGAUAUGAUGUCCUGAGUGAGAAAUACCAACUUGCCAAAGUCAUAAAACUGUUGAAUGUUGGCCAAUUCCUGGUGUAUGACAAUGAAUACACCUGUGAAUGUGGGAAGAAUAUGUUAAUUGAUACCUAUUAAUAUUUAUCAGAAUGAUUGUCUCUUGUUUGGUUGUUAUGUACAUGAUUGCUUAUAAAAAAUAAUU
Liolophura sinensis is the source of this 4378-nucleotide messenger RNA. RefSeq names its product HMG box transcription factor BBX-like. The transcript has 11 exons. Gene Ontology annotation, cellular component: nucleus. Gene Ontology annotation, biological process: regulation of transcription by RNA polymerase II. NCBI's taxonomy places the organism in Eukaryota, Metazoa, Mollusca, Polyplacophora, Chitonida, Chitonidae. The record is from RefSeq and is a predicted model, not a curated record. Gene Ontology annotation, molecular function: RNA polymerase II transcription regulatory region sequence-specific DNA binding; DNA-binding transcription factor activity, RNA polymerase II-specific. The coding region runs from base 88 to 2901 and encodes 937 amino acids.